AUGUGUGAACAUGCAGGUGCCUCUGUGAGAUUUGACGAGGCACGAGAAGAGGGAAAAGAGGAAGAAGAAGAAGAAGAAGAAGAAGAAGAAGAAGAAGAAGAAGAAGAAGAAGAAGAGGAGGAGGAGGAGGAGGAGGAGGAGGAGGAGGAGGAGGUGAAAGGUGAAAACGAGGCAUUAGCAAGCGCGUUAGCCGAUGAGAAAUAUAAGGGAUAUAAUGAUGACGAUGAUGACGAUGACGACGACGACGACGACGAUGACGAUGAUGAUGAUGAUGAUGACGAUGAUGAUGGCAAUGGCGGUGAUGACGACGAUGAGGCCGCAGAUUUUUGCGCAGCGGCGGCGGCAGCGAUGGCAGCCUCCUCCUUCCUCCUUCCUACCUCCUCCUCCUCCUCGAGGCUCUCAGCUGAGCUUUAG
Messenger RNA from Macrobrachium nipponense, 414 nucleotides. RefSeq names its product glutamic acid-rich protein-like. Bases 1 to 414 code for a protein of 137 amino acids. The transcript is spliced from 4 exons. Lineage: Eukaryota; Metazoa; Arthropoda; Malacostraca; Decapoda; Palaemonidae. The record is from RefSeq and is a predicted model, not a curated record.